This is a messenger RNA of Salvelinus namaycush (lake trout), 2394 nucleotides long. Its product is annotated as leucine-rich repeat and fibronectin type-III domain-containing protein 2. Bases 1 to 2394 code for a protein of 797 amino acids. Gene Ontology annotation, cellular component: cell surface; postsynaptic density membrane. NCBI's taxonomy places the organism in Eukaryota, Metazoa, Chordata, Actinopteri, Salmoniformes, Salmonidae. The transcript has 2 exons. The record is from RefSeq and is a predicted model, not a curated record. Gene Ontology annotation, molecular function: protein binding.
AUGGACAAAGUGCUCAGCAGCCUCCUGCUUCUGGGAACCGCAGUGAUGAUGGCCCACGCAUGCCCCAAGUACUGUGUCUGCCAGAACCUGUCUGAGUCCCUGGGUACCCUCUGCCCAUCCAAAGGCCUGCUCUUCGUGCCUCUGGACAUAGACCGGCGGACCGUAGAGCUCCGCUUGGGCGGCAACUUCAUCCUCAAGGUCACACCGCAGGACUUUGCCAACAUGACGGGCCUGGUGGACCUCACCUUGUCCCGCAACACCAUCAGUGCCAUCCUGCCUUUCUCCUUCCUCGACCUGGAGACCCUGCGCUCCCUGCACCUGGACAGCAACCGCCUGACCGAGCUGGGACCGGACGACCUGCGUGGCCUUGUCAACCUGCAGCACCUCAUCCUCAACAACAACCAGCUCAACCGCAUCUCCAAGGUGGCUUUUGACGAUCUGAUGCUGACACUGGAAGACCUGGACCUGUCCUACAACAACUUGCGGGGCGUACCUUGGGAGUCCAUCCGCAAGAUGGUCAACCUCCACCAGUUGAGUCUUGAUCAUAACCUCAUCUCGCACAUCACAGAGGGGACAUUUACGGACCUGGACAAGCUGGCGCGCCUGGACCUCACGUCCAACCGGCUCCAGAAGCUCCCGCCAGACCCCAUCUUCGCCCGUUCCCAGACUAACUUAAUACUGACCACUCCCUACGCCCCUCAGCUUUCCCUGAGCUUUGGGGGAAACCCCCUGCAUUGCAACUGUGAAGUGCUUUGGCUCCGGAGGCUGGACCGAGAGGACGAUAUGGAGACGUGCGCUUCCCCUACCAGUCUAAAGGGACGCUACUUUUGGUACGUGCGGGAAGAAGAGUUUGUCUGUGAACCGCCCCUGAUCACCCAACACACGCACAAGUUGUUAGUCCUGGAGGGCCAAACAGCUAGCCUGCGCUGCAAAGCUAUCGGCGACCCAAUGCCGAUCAUACACUGGGUCGCCCCAGACGACCGUUUGAUUAGCAAUUCGUCCCGAGCGACCGUGUACGAUAACGGCACCCUGGAUAUUACCAUCACCACGUCCAAGGAUUACGGCACCUUCACUUGCAUCGCAGCCAACGCAGCAGGGGAAUCGACCGCCUCUAUAGAACUGUCCAUCAUUCAACUGCCACACCUCAGCAAUGGUACCAACCACACCGCACAGCCCAAGUCCCGGCUGUCGGACAUCACCAGCUCUACCAAGACCAGUAAGGGGGAGUCCAAACCUGUUCCGGAAAAGGUGGUAUCUGUAUCGGAGGUGUCUGCGUCCUCUGCUCUGGUCAAGUGGACUGUUAGCAAAACAGCACCCAAGGUCAAGAUGUACCAGCUCCAGUACAACUGCUCCGAAGAUGAAGUCCUGAUUUACAGGAUGAUUCCCGUGGCCAGCAAAACCUUCUUAGUCACCAACCUGGUCCAAGACAUGCAGUACAACCUAUGUGUCCUGGCUAUCUGGGACGACACCGCCACCACCCUAACUGCCACCAACGUAGUGGGCUGUGUGCAGUUCAUCACCCGUAACAACUACCCGCAGUGCCAGUCCCUCCAAAGCCAGUUCCUGGGCGGCACUAUGAUCCUGGUGAUAGGUGGCAUCAUCGUGGUCACGCUCCUCAUCUUCAUCAUCAUCCUCAUGGUUCGGUACAAAGUGUGCAGCAGCCCCCAGUCCAGCAAGCUGCCAGUGGUUAGCAACACGUACUCCCAGACCAACAGUGGGAGUACGCAGGUCAAACCUCAGAUCACAACCACAGUGGUGGUAAUGCGGGAUGAGAUGGUGGAAUUCAAAUGUGGCUCGCUCCAGGGCAGCCUCUCCUCGUCUUCAUCUGACUCGUUGGACAGUCGCAACACUAGAGGCAGAUUAGGAAACAAGGACCAGUACAGUCUUCGAGACAUCGAGUUCAGCACACUCCCCAGCACCAGUAAUUGGAGGAGGCACAGGGGGCCAUCAUCAGCCAAGGCUAGGCCCAACUUGGACAACCUUUUAGGGGCCUUUGCCUCACUGGAGCUCCGGAGCUCGGCUACGACUAGGGACCAAGGGGCAUCUUGUUCCUCCACUACCACCUCCAGUGCAUUGGUGGCUGUGACCAUGGCCCCUCCGUCUGACAAGGAACCCUUGCUGGGCCGAGCCGAUUCCACCACCAUGCUGGGGCGUUUUCUAGGCCUGCCCCAGGAAGGGAAGCCCAAGAGGAGCCACUCAUUCGACUAUGGCCACGUGGGUAGCAGCGGUGGCGCACAGAGCCUCAGCAACUACCCCCGUCACAUCAGCAACAUCUGGACUAAGAGGAGCCUGUCGGUAAACGGGAUGCUACUGCAGUACGACGACAGCGAAGACGGUGAGGGCGAAAAGGCACCAUUCGAGAGCUCAGAGUGGGUGAUGGAGAGCACUGUUUGA